AUGACUGAAGCAGCAACAACAGUAGCAACGAUAACUGCAUCAUCGACAGCAUCUUUAUCAACGAUUGAUAAUUUAUUUUCAAUAACUCAUCAAUUCUUCGAUGAGUAUCGUAUUACUAUCUUUGUUCUUACUGGAACAAUGAUGGCAGCAUGGUUAUAUAAUAAAUUAUUUGUGAAUUGUAAGUUUAAUGCUAGUACACAAUCAAUGCAAGGUAAAACUGUUAUUGUUACUGGUGGUAAUAGUGGUAUUGGUUAUGAAACCGCUAAAGAUCUUCUUCAACGAGAGGCUCGAGUAAUUAUUGUUUGUCGUAAUAUGGAUAAAGGUCGUGAAGCAGUUCGACAAUUAUGUUCAGAAAUUGAAUUUAACAAAGAAAAUCUUCGACUUAUGCAAUGUGAUUUAUGUUCACUUGAAUCUGUUCGUAAUUUUGCUAAAUUAUAUAAUACUGAAGAAGAACGACUUGAUGUAUUGAUUUGUAAUGCUGGUCUUGCAUGGUCACCAGAUAUAGUCACAAAAGAUGGAUUUAAUUCUAUUAUUCAAGCUAAUUAUCUGGGUCAUUUUUUAUUAACAAAUCUAUUAUUAGAUAAAUUAAAAAAAUGUCGACCAAGUCGAAUUGUUAAUGUUUCAUCCGGUGCACAUAGAUCUAUGCGAUCUAUUGAUUGGUCCGAUGCAUUUACACAAUUUAAAACUUUUCGUUUUUGGGGUCCAUAUCCAGCAUCGAAAGCAUUUCAAAUAUUAUCAUCCUACAAAUUAAAACAUGAUUUACUUGCUACAGAAGGUAUUAAUACAUUUACAUUAAAUCCUGGUUGGGUAUGGACAUCAAUUCAUUCCGUAUUACGAGAAGCUCUUGGAUUUUCUGCUGCUCUACUCAUCUAUCCAAUACUACGUAUACUUAAAGUUCCCUUUGCUAAAACACCAAAAACAGGUGCACGAACAACAAUAUAUUGUGCAGUUGAACCGACACUUGAACAUUCACAAGAUCUCUAUUUCGAUAAUUGUACUGCUGUCAAACCAAGUUCUUUAUGUACUGAUGAUACAUUAGCUAAUCAAUUAUGGAAAUUAAGUGCAGAAGCAGUUGGACUUUAA
Adineta steineri is the source of this 1083-nucleotide messenger RNA. Lineage: Eukaryota; Metazoa; Rotifera; Eurotatoria; Adinetida; Adinetidae. The record is from the annotation of a GenBank genome assembly.